Molecule: messenger RNA, 954 nt
Organism: Notothenia coriiceps (black rockcod)
Lineage: Eukaryota; Metazoa; Chordata; Actinopteri; Perciformes; Nototheniidae
Product: immunoglobulin-like and fibronectin type III domain-containing protein 1
Exons: 5
Coding region: 1-882 (293 amino acids)
Molecular function (GO): protein binding
Source: RefSeq, a predicted model, not a curated record
AUGAAGACCUUUGUGGUGGUAAGGUCUGGAAACACAGUCCGUCUGAACAUCAACUUUGAGGCCUGUCCCCUGCCAGAAAUUACUUGGCAAAAAGAUGGUAUUCCAGUGCCCAAACAUGUAACUAUUACCAACUCUGAUAAAGGCUCUCAGCUAUGGAUCCCCACAUCUGAUCGGCCCGACAGUGGCAUCUACACCAUAACUGUCAAAAACAUUGUCGGCCAAGCAAGCUUCAAUGUUGAAAUCAGAGUUACAGAUGAUCCCAAGCCCCCAGGUCCUGUGGAGCUGGAUCAGAACAUCCCAGGAACAGUGACCCUGUCCUGGACUCCCUCUCCAGAUGAGAAGAGAGAUGACAGACUACACUACAUGGUAGCUAAGAAGGACUCCUUCAAACGCAGUUGGAGGACAGUCGCAGAUAACCUCUUCAACAAUAAAUGCACAGUAGUCAAUAUUUUGUCUGGACGGGAGUAUCACUUCAGGGUGUUUGCUAAAAAUGACAUUGGUCCUUCACCACCUUCUGAAUCCCCUGUUUUUGGAACCAUAAAGGAAAAAGGAAAGUUCAAAGUAGACAUGCCAGAGAGAAAAUCUUUGGAUUUCCAGUCCCCUCCAUCGUUCAUUGUUCCACUAAAGAGGCGUACAACUCCACAGGGUUAUGAGUGCUACAUGAGCUGUGCAGUUAAGGGGGAUCCAGCUCCACGUGUGACAUGGUACCGCAACGAUAUGAGCCUGAACACAAACACCAACUACCACAUCACAAAUGUUUGUGGCGUCUGCUCCCUGCUCAUACUACGGGUGGGGCCCAAAGACAACGGGGAAUACAAAGUGGUCAUUGAGAACAAACUGGGGACAGCCGAGUGCUCAAUGAUGCUGAAUGUCAGAGAGUGAAGAAGAACUUCAGCUGCUGGACAGAAGCUAGACGAGCAGAAGUCUUAACAUGUUUUAAAUCAAUUAAAUUAA